AUGAGUGAGGAAGGUGGUGAUGAGUCGCCGGCUUGGCUGAAACGAAAGAUUAAGCAAGUCGUGGUGCUCUCGGCAACAUCAGAUUCUGAUAGCGACGAGAGCGUUGGCGUGGCGGGGACACGUAGAAAAAGAUUGAGGGUCAUCAGCGAUGAGGAGGCAAGUGAUAGCAGCGGAAGCUCCGUCGUUUGCGCGGGCAGUCGGCGGAGGCGCAUACUUCCGAAGCUACGAGACUCGGACGCUGAAAGUGAUAGCUCCGAUUGGACAACAGAUCGUUCACCUCCCGGAAAAGACAAUGUUGCCACAAAUAAAACAAACUCCGGUUUCGCAUCCGAUAGCUCAGAAGGAAAUUCUGACAAGUGUUCAAUCUGUUUAAUGCGCUUUACAAAUCAAGAGAUUGGCACUCCAGAGAUCUGUGAACACAUUUUCUGUUUGGAUUGUAUCACAGAAUGGUCCAAAAACGUAAACACCUGUCCUGUAGAUAGGCUAACAUUUAAUUCUAUAAUAGUGCGAACAUGUAUCGGAGGGAGGGUACUGCGAACUGAGGCGGUCCGGACAGUGCAACGGAGCUCCUCUGUUGAAGCACUUGUUGUGGAAGACCCUACUAUAUGUGAAAUUUGUAGAAGCAUGGAGAGUGAGGAGACAAUGCUGCUGUGUGAUGGCUGUGAUCUUGGCUUCCAUAUGCACUGUUUAAAUCCCCCUCUGUCAGAGGUGCCAGCAGAUCAAUGGCUGUGUCCAAACUGUUUUGUUGAUAUUGAUAAUGACCAGGAGUUGAUGGAUGCAAUCAACUUGUCUGAAGUGGAAGACUUGUUUGAUGGUAUUAUUGAGUUCGACCUGCCGGUGGGGCCGAGGCCUACACCCUUGAGGCAGCCAAGAAAUGUGAGAAGGUCAGCAAGGAAUGUAAGAUCAGUCGAAGAACCUUCAACUUCCAGUAGCAACCACACUAACAAUGGAAAUGAACAGCCAACAACCUCACAGGGGACCAGAAGUACACUGAGAACAACAUCUCGGUCCAUCAACAGAAGACGAACGACGACCCGCAGACGGAAAUACAAAAGAAGACGAACCAAAACUGUCAUUAUAGAGUAUGAAGUACAGGAAAAUGGUAAAUUCCCCAUCACAAGAAAAAUCAAAAGGAGGGUUAAAAAGAGAAGGGUAAAAAAACGUCAACCUCGAACUGCGGCUCGAAGGUCUUAUGUUCGUGCGAGCGUCCAGGCCAAGCUCGCGUCACAGCGAAGUCAGAGACAGGAAGUGUCGGCGGUGACACGCACAGGCCGCGGGGUCAAGGACCUCACAGUCAAUAGGCACAGAGCCAGUAUACCGUCGCUGAGUCUCUUGGGCAAUCCCAAUGAACUCGAAUAUUUCUCUGAUGAGGACAAUACCGUCUCGGAGGACGCCUCCACCGCCGUCGCAGUGAGACCCUCCUCCAAUAUCUUCAGUGCUUACAGACAGGCGAGAAGGAAAAUCGUUUCGGUUCCGUCUCCCCCGCACGCCUCCUCGGCGCCGGACCUUCUGUCUAACAUUUUGGAGAGUCAGACUUUAUUGCAUUCGAAGAAUUCUUUAGUUUCGAUAACAGUAGACGGGAACAUCAAUAUAAAGCUGCAGACGCAGAAACAGAACCAGCAGAAGAAGACCGUCACAGAAACGAAAGAAGACGAGAAAGUGGAUUUGUCCAAGGCCAAAGAAGCUGUGAAAUGUGCGCCAUCCUACCCGGGGCAAGGUCGCGGCGGCGGAGGCUGGGGCGGGGGGUACCGGGGCGGCUACGGGAGAGAUCAGCAUCACGCCAACGGAGGGUUCAACCGCGGAGGGUACGACUCCGGCUACGGAGCCGGCUACCAAGGUCGGCCCGCGGGAUACGGCGGCUACCAGAACAGCGGCAUGCGGCGAGACGACCCGGACUACUAUGACCCCUUCCCCCGCAGGCCGCAACAAUUCACCAAUGCCGAUGAUUCCUACUACGACCGAUCUCGUAGGCUGGGGAUGGACAACGGACGAGGCGGCUUUGUGAACCAUCAUCGAAAUGACGGCGGCCGAUACAGUGGCGCUCCCGGCUGGCCCUCCGCGGGCGCCCCGGCCGGGCCCUCCGCCGCCGGCCCGCCGCCGCACGCUAGACACUCGUUCGGAGGUUUUGAAAAUCCUGUCGACAUGAGGAUGACCGACAGACAGAUGCCGCAGUCGAAUCCUACCGUCGAUAUGUUUUCUGGCAUCGUUCCGCACCAGGACAAACCUCAACCGCCCCCCUACCGACCGCAGACGGACCCGUCCGCUUUUCGCCCUUCUCCGGAGCCGCAUCCCUAUCAAUCACCGUCACAGCAACAGAGUUUCGUUUAUCCGAAAGCAUCGGAAGUGGAGAAAUCAGAGGACGAGAGAAGCGAUCCCGGCCUGAUCAUCGACACUGAGAAGUACGACCCCACCGAACCCACACACGACGAGGACAGCGGGGAGGAAGACAAGACGGCACCCGCUCCACCUGCCCCGCCCUCGCCUCAGCACAACUCUUACGAGCCAGAGUCGACGGCCGAUGAGAGUGUGCAGAACAUACUGGCCGGCAUCGACGCAGGCACCAUGAAUGUGCCGCCGAGCGUCCUGGACAGCGCGGUCCGCCAGGUGCUCAAGGAACACCGGAACCUCAUCUCGUCUCCUGGAAUGAAGACAAACCGAGACGGAAGCGAGGACGAGUCGGAUGGCGACUGUCCCAAUUUUUCAAUUUAUUCAGCCGCAAGUGUUCACAUAGCGAACUACGUCAACGACCUUCCCGACGAGCCGCCGGCGGAGCCCCGGCCGACAGAGGGUCUCGAAGACCUCGUGCAGGAGGACGACGACACGCCGCCCGACACCUCGCCCGUUGAGACCAAGGAGGCUGAAGACAAGAAAAUAGAGGUGUCUCGGCCACAUGCCAGCAAGCCGCUUUAUGGUAUCACUGAAUCCAAUGAAAAGAGGAAGUCCGAAGAAGAAUAUAAAGAAAAAGUAUCCAAACGAUGUCCGAUCACUACAAAUACUAGAAAUCCUAUAAAAAUAAAACUUAAUACGCCAUCCUUGAUAAAGAGACAGGUGAGCUUAUAUGACGAAGAAGACACGAGCAUGGAUGCCGGUCUGGAAGAGAAGUUAGACGUGAACCCUAAAAUUAAUGAAAACAAAUUAAAUGCAAAACAUGAUAGUCCUAAGAAAGAGCAUCUCGAUACAGCAGCUGCGAGGAAUAAAGAAGCUGCAUUGAACGAAGAUGACUCACAACCAAGUGGACGAGUCCAAGAACUAAAGCAGAGUUCUAAACGUAAAAGUUUCGAAGAAACUAUUAGUACGCCUUCAAAAGAGAUUAAAGAGAACGACGGAUCACGGAAUACAAACAAAGAAAGAAAACAGAGCCCUUCGAAAAGUAGCAAGGAGAGCAAUGAUAAUAAUAUUGAUGAGGUCACAAAAAAUUGUGAGGAUACUUCAGGUAGCGACAUAAAGAGAGACUAUAGAGUUGAACAUUUGGCAGACAUAGAUCCUGACAAAGACACUAGAAUAAGUAAUGAAAACGAUCAUAAAGUUGACGACAAUGUGGAAAAAAUGACUGAGUCUAUAAGCGAGACGGAGGACGAACGCAGCUACACACCAUGUCUAGAUGAAAAUAAAUCUAACAAAGACGCCUCUUUCGACAACGAGAGAGACAAGGGACUAGAGGGACUCGAUACCGAAAUGAUAUCGGAAGACGAGGGCAACGAGAUGUUCUCGGAGAACGAACGAGCGCCCUCCAACGGAUCAAGAGCCUCGCCUGUUAGGCUGAGGGUUGAGGAGGGGCAGGUACACGAAAAGAAAGAGGUCAUCAAGAAGAUCACUGCGCGCGAUGAAAACGUCAAGAAGAAGAAGAAGAAGGACUCAAAGAAAGAAAAUAAAGAAAAGGACAAAGGAAAAAACAAAAAGAAAACAGAAAUAACAUUCAAGAAACUUAGUAAAAGUGGCAAAGAGAGAAAUUACAGAGAGAGAGAUAGAGAUAAAGGAGAAAAGAAGUCGGGAAGAGAUCGGCGGGACUCCGGAGACAACGACGUGCGACAACGACGGCGGAAGGAGAAACGGAAAGACUUGCAGAGAUACGACGUGCGCUCGCUCGUUACUGAGAAGAGACGGAAGCUCAAGGAUCCUUUCGGACGAGAUGUGUCGCCGAGGGAGCGCUCGCCCUCGCUGUCUCCGCCGGAGCGGUCGCCUUCACCCCCCGGCCGAAGAGAUCCAUCUCCUCGACGCACACCCACACGUCUUCGUCGAGAUCCCUCACCCAUCCCCGCCUCACGCUCGCGUCGCUCACCCUCGAGAAUUCGGCGUUCUCACUCCCGAAUCCGCAGAUCAUCGUCCAAAACUCGUCGAUCGCAUUCGCGUCCUCGUAGAUCAUUCUCCAGGGGUCGAAAGUCACCUUCGAGACCCCGGGCUUCACCUUUGCGGUUGAAGCGCUCCGUGUCCAGAGGACGACGUUCGCCGAGCGCAGCACGCCAGGCGACCUCGAGAAGUCGGAGAUCACCUAACCUCCGAAAGUCCCCUUCGCGACGCAAUAGCGUCCGCGGACGUACCGCUUCCCGUGGACGAACGUCCCCAGGCCGUGGUCGCCGCUCUGUCGCCCGACGCUCCCCCAGCCCACGUGUCGGUUCCCGCCGCAGCCCCGCGCGCAGCCCCAUGCGUCGCAAGCGACGACGAUCUAGCUCCCGACCGGCCCGCCGACGGUCCGCAACCGGGAGUCCGCCCCGACGUACCCUCAAAAAGAAGAAGCGAGAAAGAUCGACUCGUCGCGUCCCGGCGGCCGCUUCCCCUGAGCGAAAACGACGACGCAGCGAGAGCGCUCGGCCGGCGCCGGCGCCUCCAUCCCCGGCGUCCCGCCCACCCUCUCCUCGCACGCCUUCGCCAGAACCCGCGCCGUCGCCUCUCGCGCUCGAAGAAGUCCCGGAACGUCUUGAACGAAGACGUCGAGACCCGGAGAGACACCGCAGGAGACUCCGGGACGCGCCCGGACCUUCCAAGGAAGUGUUCACAUCCGGCGACAACAUCCUUGUGAGCGUCAGUUUUAAAGAGCAGGAACGCGGCGAAGAGAGCGAGCGGCGAAGGCGGAGAGAGACGCGGCGUGAGAGGAGGCGGCGAAGACGAGCGGCCGUCCCGCUCGAGGUGGAGGUAGCCAAGCCCGUGGCUAUCAUAGACCUCGACCGCUCGCCUUUCCGGGAACUGACUCCAUCGCCAAAGAACGUGAUCGUCCUGAGCGACAGCGACCACGGCGAGCGAGAGGUGGGGGAGGAAAAGGCACCAGUGGCGGAGGUUCCCGCCGAGGCGCCCACACUCGGUCCCAAGACGCCGCCAGAGCCCCUCGCACCCGAGCCCGCCGCCGCCGCUCCUCCCGAACGCGAGCACACGCCGCCCGAAGAAGAGCCCCACUCGCCGGACGCGUACGAUCCCUUCGAGCCGACGCGCUCGGCCUCCGCUUCCCCGCCGGCGGCGGCGGCGGUGGCACCCCCGUCUCCUCCCCGAGCACUCAUCACGCUGGAGGCCGCGCAGCGUAGUAACCUGUCUGCGGACGAAGUGAUCGAUCGCCGCCCACUGUCGCCGGUCGAGAAGGUUAUGGCGCUGUUGCAAUCGACUCGUGAUGAGAGCCCGGAGCCUCCGCCGGGUGUUCCGGAACAGCCACCCGCGCCCCGCAUCGUGCUUCCGUCACCGACGCGGGUUCCUCCCAAGCUGUUCCCGGGCAAGCCGUCCCCGAUCAAAUCGAACCCGGUGAAGCCGAUGCAGGUGUCUCGUCUGCCGCGCCCCCCUCCCCCCGCCCUGCUGCCCGACGCGGGCUCGUCCCCGUACUCGCCGGGAUCCAGCGACUUCGGUGAGCUGUUCGAGCCACCGGCUCGUCGCCCGCGCGCCGCUCCCAGACACGAGCGGAAGAGAGGAAAAACGCAAGUCGACGUAAGAAUAGACGACGACAACCUCAUGAUCCUGGACGAACUGCCGAGCUCUGCCGUCGCGAUGCAAGUCAAGAGCAAAUACCUGAAGAAGUUAAACCGUCAGGAGCGCGUGGUCGAGGAAGUGAAGCUGGUGCUGAAGCCGCACUACAACAAGAAGAGAGUCACCAAGGAGGAGUACAAGGACAUCCUCCGGCGCGCCGUGCCCAAGAUCUGCCACAACAAGUCCGGCGAGAUCAACCCCACCAAGAUCCAGGCGCUGGUGGAGGCCUACGUCAAGAAGUUCAGAAAAAAACACAAAAUGGGAAUCGUCUAGUGAUGUGAUACUUAUAGUGUAGUGCAGAUGAUCUAUCAGAUUAUUGUAAUUAUAAUUUAUGUACGGACAUUUAUUUUACUUAACGUUUUAUUUAAAUAUUAUAGAUUUAAAUAAACAAUCAACAUUGA
This is a messenger RNA of Danaus plexippus (monarch butterfly), 6344 nucleotides long. Its product is annotated as PHD and RING finger domain-containing protein 1-like. Lineage: Eukaryota; Metazoa; Arthropoda; Insecta; Lepidoptera; Nymphalidae. The record is from RefSeq and is a predicted model, not a curated record. The coding region runs from base 1 to 6216 and encodes 2071 amino acids. The transcript has 9 exons.